AUGCUGCUGGACCCUCUUGGCGGAAUUGUCAUAACAAAUGACGGAAAUGCAAUUUUGAGAGAAGUGGACGUGGCGCACCCCGCGGCGAAGUCGAUGAUAGAGUUGUCGCGCUCCCAAGACGAAGAGACGGGGGACGGAAGCACUUCCGUGGUGGUGCUUGCGGGGGAGCUGCUGCAGUGCUCCGUGCUGCUGCUGGAGCAGCAGCAGCUGCACCCCGCAGUGAUCGCCCAGGGCUUUCUGGGGGCCCUCGAAGACGCGCUGGGGCACCUGCGGGGCCUCGCGCGGUGUAUAGACACCUCGCAAAACGCCACACUCGCGCCGCUCCUCGACUCCUGCCUCGCCACCAAGUUUGCCUCCCGGUGGAACGGCCUUUUGACCCAAAUAGCUCUCCAGGCUGUCCGCAAAAUCGCCAGAAAACUUCCUUCUGGAAAACUCGACAUCGACAUCAAGCAAGUCCCACUUCCGCCGCUUCCUGAGGCUCUUUUCUGCACUCUUCGAGCCCCAAAAGCCCCAACAAAAACGAGAAACAGGGGCCCUAGGGGCCCCUCAGGGGGCCCCUCAGGCGCCCUUUUAGGGGGCCUCUUAGGGGCCCCUCAGGGGGCCCCUCAGGGGCGCUACGCAAAAGUGGAGAAAAUCCCCGGAGGAGAUAUUGAAGAAAGUCAAAUGUUGGAAGGAAUAAUGUUGAACAAAGAUGUCACUCAUCCCAAGAUGAGGCGGCGCAUAGAGAAUCCAGUAGUGCUGCUGCUGGACUGCCCGCUGGAGUACAAGAAGGGGGAGAGCCAGGCAAGCGUGGAGGUGACGCGCGAGUCGGAGUGGCGCGAGCUGCUGGAGCAAGAAGAGGCGGAAGUGGCUGCGAUGUGUCGCUGCGUGGUGGAGAGCGGGGCCAACUUGGUCUUCACCGAAAAAGGGGUUUCGGACUUGGCGCAGCACUUCCUCGCCAAGGCCGGCGUCGCUGUUGUCCGCAGAGUCCGCAAGACUGACAACAACCGCAUCAGCAGAGCCACCGGCGCCACUGUGGUUUCCAGGCCGGAGGAGAUUCUCAAGUCCGACCUCGGCACGCGCUGCGGCCUCUUCGAAGUCCGAAAAAUCGGAGAUGAGUACUUCACCUUUUUGCUGGAGUGCAAGGAGGGCACUGCAUGCACUAUUGUUUUGAGGGGAGGCAGCAAGGACGUGCUCAACGAAGUGGAGCGCAACCUCCAAGACGCCCUUAGUGUCGCCCGCAAUAUUCUCCUCGAUGGCAAACUUCUGCCAGGUGGAGGCGCCACAGAAAUGGCCGUGGCUGCUAGGCUCCUCGAUAAAGCCAAAAGCCUGGACUCCCUUCACCAAUAUUCUUACAGGGCAGUGGCCUCCGCCCUCGAAGUCAUUCCAAGAACACUUGCCCAAAACUGCGGCGCAAACGUUGUGAAGGUGAUGACGGACUUGCGGGCGAGCCACAGCCGGCUGGACAGCCCCGAAGCUGCAUGCAUUGGAGUGGAUGGAGAAACUGGCGAAGUUUGCGAUAUGAGCAAAAAGAUGGUUUGGGACUGUUUGUCCGUCAAGGAACAAGUCUUCAAGCUGCGGUGCUGCUGCGCAUCGACGAUGUGCUCUCGGGGGUUAGAAAAGAUGGGAAAGGAGGGGCCCCAGGAGAAGACGGGGCCCCAGAAGACAUGGAGACCUUUGGGGAUGCUCGUGACGGGUAAGCUGCGAAAGCAGCAGCAGCAGCUGCUGCAGCUGCUGCUGCUGCUGCUGCAGCAGCAGCGGAAGGAGCAGCAGCUGCUGCAGGAGCGGCAGGAAGAGCUGCAGCAGAAGCUGCAGCAGCUGCUGCAGCGGCAGGGAGGGCUUCAGCAGCUGCUGCAGCAGCAGCGGCAGCGGCCUAAGAUGCUGCAGCAGCUGCAGCAGCAGCAGCAGCAGCAGCAAAUGCUGCAGCAGCGCUGCAGGGCAUUUGCCACUUGUCCUUUACCCUGUUCAUGCGCCGAUGGCAGAAAGUGA
This is a messenger RNA of Eimeria tenella, 1968 nucleotides long. RefSeq names its product TCP-1/cpn60 family chaperonin, putative. Lineage: Eukaryota; Apicomplexa; Conoidasida; Eucoccidiorida; Eimeriidae. Gene Ontology annotation, biological process: protein folding. Gene Ontology annotation, molecular function: ATP hydrolysis activity; ATP-dependent protein folding chaperone; ATP binding. The transcript has 9 exons. Gene Ontology annotation, cellular component: chaperonin-containing T-complex. The record is from RefSeq and is a predicted model, not a curated record. Bases 1 to 1968 code for a protein of 655 amino acids.